UCCUAGUCAGUUCCGUCAGUUUGUUUAUCAAAUUUGAAGUCCGUGAAGACUGUUGUGCUAUUUUGUAUGAAGAAUUCUCCUUCGCCUAGGAUUUACAUUUUUGUUGCAUUUCACUGUAGACACUUCCGUAAAUGACAAUGUGGAAUUCGUCCAAUGUUGAUACAUCGACCAGAAGUCAAUUCGAAAUCAGCGUUACAGCUCUCAAAAAAUUUUACGGAAUCAAUGAAGUGUACAUAGAAGGAGCCCUCGAUGCCAUCGUAACGGGUUGUGUUAAGGAAUACUCAUUCACUGAAAACGAUAUGAAAUUCGGUGGUAUCGUCACAUCAUUUGACGGAAACGAAUCGUAUGAAGUGAAGAUUUAUGUGACUGAUGAUUAUGAGAUAGAAUCGGUAUCUUGCUCAUGCCCCGACGAAAUCUGUCAUCAUAUCGGUGCGCUGGCUUUACAUUCUGGGUUUAAGACUCCGCUGUUUUCCUAUUUACCACAGAAACGUACGGUUGAUGGUACUAGGUGUACCAAUACUGUUGCAGAUGAAUCGGACGAAAAAGGAAUUGAAUUCGUUCGAAUAAAGAGCAGAGAGGACUUUAUGGUCGAAAGUGAUGCCACAGAUAUCGACAGGAAUCCUAAGCAAAAUGCACAACCGAAAUCAAGGGUUAAACUGAUAACAACGAUAUACAUUUGCCGGAUAUGCGACAAAAUGUGUGCAGAUGCACAUCAAUUACAGAUGCACGAAGCAGAGGAGCACAACGCUGCCGUUGAUGAAAUCAGAAUCACGGCCUUUAUUUGCCGAAUAUGCAGGAAAAUGUUUCUCCAUUCGUUUCAACUGCAUGUACAUCAAGCCGAGGAGCAUACCGUUGGUUUCGAUACGAUUCCAGCUUCCGAAUCUUCACUGGUAGGCAGUCAAGUAAGGGAACGCUUUGAAACGACUUUAAGCGACUGGGUAUCUGAAUUAAAUGGAGAUUUUCAAUGACUGUGAAGGAGAUAUAGGGUGAACGGCCUAGUGAAUUGCGACCAUGAGCUACUUUUACUGAUUUGUACAUAUACGAGGGGAGAUAAUGAUAAGAUUUUUGAAUC
Bradysia coprophila is the source of this 1072-nucleotide messenger RNA. RefSeq lists its product as uncharacterized. The record is from RefSeq and is a predicted model, not a curated record. Gene Ontology annotation, molecular function: zinc ion binding. Lineage: Eukaryota; Metazoa; Arthropoda; Insecta; Diptera; Sciaridae.